GUUUUAGCAAUUACACUCAAAUCAAACCAUCCGAUUCCGACGAUCGAACUUGUACUUGAAAAUUCUGGAACCCAAUUCUAGAGAGAGAGAGAAAGAGAGAGAGAAAAGGGUGAGAGGGCAAGUCAGAGAGAGAAGAAAAUGAUGAGUGGGAGAGUUUCACUGUCAUCCCCACCUCAAUCCUCCACAUAUUCUCCUCGUAUUGUAUCGAAAACACAUAAUAGUCCAUCAUGGAGCUCAUCAGCUUCUAGUAUUCCAUGGAAAUCACGCGACCAUCCUCUCUGUUCUUCAGAUCUCAAGCUCAAAGUUCCUCCUUCUAGAUUUGGUGCUGGAGUUUUCCCAGAAAGAAUUGAUUUACGGUGCAAUAGCAGCACUGGACCUGGUGGUCCUGGUGAGAGUGACAGUAGGGGUGUUCUGGAUGCAUUUUUCUUGGGGAAGGCUCUAGCAGAAGUGCUUAAUGAGCGUAUCGAGUCCUCUGUGGGGGAAAUUUUGAGUGCUGUUGGUAGGUUGCAAGGUGAACAACAAAAGCAAAUACAGGACUUCCAGGAAGAGGUGUUGGAAAAAGCUAAAAGAGCCAAGGAGGAAGCAGCACGGGAAGCCGUCGAAGCACAAAGACCUGUUCUCAAGUCAUCUACGGCAAAUGUAUCAACAGUUGCUAAUGUUGUUUCUUCAACAACUGCAGAAUCAGCCACUGAUGCUGUAACUCCGGAACUCCUCUCCUCACCAUCGAACUCAACCGUCCAAUCCACUGAUCUAGGGGAAGGCCCAACCUAUGAGGACCCUCUUUUAGGUGUAACAAUUGAAGACUGAUAAUUCAUAUCCUUGUGUACCAAUACCCAAAAAUACUUCAUAGUUACCUGAUGUGUAUUAUUCCUGUUGUAGGCUACCUUUCCAAUAAUUAUGUUAUUGUGAUUCCCUCUGGCGUUUGUUUUAAAGAAUUUUCAGCAAUAUCUAUACUAUUCUUUUUUCUGUGAUGUCACGGUAACACC
This is a messenger RNA of Ilex paraguariensis (yerba mate), 986 nucleotides long. NCBI's taxonomy places the organism in Eukaryota, Viridiplantae, Streptophyta, Magnoliopsida, Aquifoliales, Aquifoliaceae. The record is from the annotation of a GenBank genome assembly.